CUAUAUCAAUAACAUCAUUUGCAUAUGAUCAUCAACCACCUCCGAUAAUGUCAGCAACAACACUUACCUCAACGUCCUUCUUCAUCUUUUUCUUAGUUCUCUUCCUUUCUUCCUCCCCCUCGAACGCAGAUGUAGGCACCGCCGCACGUUACUCUGCUCCAUAUUUACCAUCUAAGUGUUACGGGAGCGAGGCGACAGAGUUUCCGUCGAGCAAUCUAUUCGGGGCGGCCGGAGACGGCAUAUGGGACAAUGGAGCGGCGUGUGGGAGGCAGUAUCUGGUGAGGUGCAUCAGCGCAGAGCAGCCAAGGACUUGCCAUCCGGGACAGAGCAUUCAGAUUAAGAUUGUUGAUUACGCCGCCUCUACGGUGUCUAAUCCCUCUGCUUCCGGCACCACCAUCGUUCUAUCUGACAAGGCAUUUGGGACUAUUGCUAAUUCAUCUGCCACCUUCAUCAACAUUGAAUUUCAACAGGUGUGAUCGAUAUAGUAGUAUAGUACUACAAAUUAAUUAUAUCAGGUUCAGUUUUGGUACAUGCUAUUUCAGUAUUUUGGGAUGAAGUUGAAUUGGUGUUAGCUCUUUGAUUUAGAAGAUUGUCAGAAAGAAAAUUCAAAGGAGAAAGAUAUAUCUCCAUUCAUGAUUCAUCAAAAAGGUGUCGGCAAUUUGAUGGGUGUGAACAAUUUUGUUUGUGGGUUUGGAGUAGUUAAUGAGUUAUUAAUAUUAUUAUUGUUUUGAUAAAGCUAGCUCGUGUGUCCAAAAUUUGCUGGUUUUUGCAAUGUGUUAUAUUUUUUUGGCUGUUUAUAGUUGAAUCAAAGAGUGAAAGAGUGUACAGGGGAGAAGCUACUUGGGAAAUUUCCUCGUCACUUUCUGGCUUUGAAUGCUUCUUUGGCCGUAUAUAAUUUGAUACUAAUUAAAUUAAAGCACUUUCCCUCU
Lotus japonicus is the source of this 929-nucleotide messenger RNA. RefSeq names its product EG45-like domain containing protein. The record is from RefSeq and is a predicted model, not a curated record. Bases 48 to 476 code for a protein of 142 amino acids. NCBI's taxonomy places the organism in Eukaryota, Viridiplantae, Streptophyta, Magnoliopsida, Fabales, Fabaceae. The transcript is spliced from 3 exons.